Messenger RNA from Marmota flaviventris (yellow-bellied marmot), 2677 nucleotides. It is a transcript of the gene Edil3, whose product is annotated as EGF like repeats and discoidin domains 3. Gene Ontology annotation, molecular function: signaling receptor activity; calcium ion binding. Gene Ontology annotation, cellular component: plasma membrane. The record is from RefSeq and is a predicted model, not a curated record. Lineage: Eukaryota; Metazoa; Chordata; Mammalia; Rodentia; Sciuridae.
AGAAGCCCCGCAGCCGCGGCGGCGUUAACAGCGCGAGCUAAGCGCACUGUCCUCUCCACCGCCCGCGGGUCCGCCCGCCCGCGCGGGAGACCCGGAGCCACCACGGGAGUCCGCGCCCCGCCCGCCGAACCUCGGCCAGGACCCACCCGCAGCAGAGGGCAGAGCCCGCCAGCGCUUCCAGGGAGCUCACCCACCUCCGCGCGCCGGAGCGCAGGAAAAAGGGGGAGGAAACGUUCCUCUUGGUGGCCACCACUCUUUCUCGCCCUCUCCAAGAAUUUGUUUAAGAAAGCGCUGCGGGAAGAAGACAUCUUCUUGAAUUCUCUAACAGGGGCGGAGUCUACUGCUGACCUGCGGUGCCACCUCGGUUUCACUGCUCUCGGUGACGACCCCUGACCAGCCGGGGUCACGUCCGGAAGACCGGAUCAUGAAGCGCUUGGUUUUCACCUGGCUCUUGGUUGGGCUCAGCCUCGGUGUCCCCCAGUUCGGCAAAGGUGAUAUCUGUGAUCCCAAUCCAUGUGAGAAUGGAGGCAUCUGUUUGUCAGGGUUGGCUGAUGACUCCUAUUCCUGCGAGUGUCCAGAUGGCUUCACAGAUCCCAACUGUUCUAGUGUUGUGGAGGUUGCAUCAGAUGAAGAAGAGCCAACUUCAGCAGGUCCCUGCAUUCCUAAUCCGUGCCAUAAUGGAGGAACCUGUGAAAUAAGUGAAGCAUACAGAGGGGACACUUUCAUAGGCUAUGUUUGUAAAUGUCCCCGAGGAUUUAAUGGGAUUCACUGUCAGCACAAUAUAAAUGAAUGUGAAGCUGAACCUUGCAAAAAUGGUGGUAUAUGUACGGACCUUGUUGCUAACUAUUCCUGUGAGUGCCCAGGAGAAUUUAUGGGAAGAAAUUGUCAAUAUAAAUGCUCAGGCCCAUUGGGAAUUGAAGGUGGCAUCAUAUCAAAUCAGCAAAUCACAGCUUCAUCCACCCACAGAGCUCUUUUUGGUCUCCAGAAGUGGUAUCCUUACUAUGCACGUCUAAAUAAGAAGGGACUUAUAAAUGCCUGGACAGCUGCAGAAAAUGACAGAUGGCCAUGGAUUCAGAUAAAUUUGCAAAGAAAAAUGAGAGUUACUGGUGUGAUUACCCAAGGGGCCAAGAGGAUUGGGAGCCCAGAGUAUAUAAAAUCCUACAAAAUUGCCUACAGUAAUGAUGGAAAGACUUGGACAAUGUACAAAGUGAAAGGCUCCAAUGAAGACAUGGUGUUCCGUGGAAAUGUUGAUAACAACACACCCUAUGCUAACUCGUUCACACCCCCCAUAAAAGCUCAGUAUGUAAGACUCUAUCCCCAAGUUUGUCGAAGGCACUGCACUCUGCGAAUGGAACUUCUUGGCUGUGAACUAUCUGGCUGUUCUGAGCCUUUGGGGAUGAAAUCAGGACACAUACAAGACUAUCAGAUCACUGCCUCCAGCAUCUUCAGAACGCUCAACAUGGACAUGUUCACUUGGGAACCCAGGAAAGCUCGGCUGGACAAGCAAGGCAAAGUGAAUGCCUGGACCUCUGGCCACAAUGACCAGUCACAAUGGUUACAGGUGGAUCUUCUUGUCCCUACCAAAGUGACUGGCAUCAUCACACAAGGAGCUAAAGAUUUUGGUCACGUACAGUUUGUUGGUUCCUACAAACUAGCCUACAGCAAUGAUGGAGAACACUGGACUGUAUACCAGGAUGAAAAACAAAGAAAAGAUAAGGUCUUCCAGGGCAAUUUUGACAAUGACACCCACAGAAAAAAUGUCAUCGACCCUCCCAUCUAUGCGCGACACAUAAGAAUCCUUCCUUGGUCUUGGUACGGAAGGAUCACACUGCGGUCAGAGCUGCUGGGUUGCACAGAGGAGGAGUGAAGAGGCUGCACAUCCCACAACACCCUUCUUUAUUUCGCUGAAAGUAUCUCCAUGGAAUAAACUGUGCUAAAUCUGUAGGAAACUGAAUGGGGUUUGUUUUCAUGAAAAAGUGCUCAAAUUAUGGUAGGCCACUAACUGUCUUUUUAAGGAGGUCUAAGCCUGCCUUUUUGAUUAUUUGAUUUUUUUUUUUUUUGUUCACCUCUCUUAAGUAACCAUCACAUUAACUGUAAAUUACUUUUCUCAUUGUUUUUCUGAAUUAGUGCACUGGUUGAACUACAUUAGGGAAAGAAAGUAGCCUUCUUUUUAUAGCAAAAAUUAAAAAAAAGAACCUCAUAGUUAUCUGGUAAAAGUUGAUAGAGCUUUUAAAAUCAAUACUCAACUAAUUCUUAUAAAAGAAAAACUAUGAUGUUAGCAAUAAGUUUUUUUUUCUGUAAUGACUGCAUCAUCCUUUUUCCCUGUGCCUACCUAACACUAUCAGUGUUUAUAACAGAAUUAGAAGAAUCUGUAAUAUGCAGUACAAAUUAAUAUUAUGAUUCUCAUUUUACUUUCAUUAUUUCUAAUUAGUGAUUAUGUAACUUUUUUCCUUUUUCUUUGCAUGUGUAUUCUUUACUUUUUAUAUUGCCUGGAUAAAUCAAUCCUUUUUUCCUAACUGAAUUUUUCUCCAAUUAUUUGCCUGAAGAAUUUUCAUAUUUACUCAUAUAUAAGGAACCUGAUUAAAGAGCAGUAGAUUGAACUAUACUUAAUAUUGACAAAUUGAAUAUGAAAUUUUAUUUUUGAGGGAAGGUAUAACAAGGUAAUUUCCAAAUACUU